AUGAGGGCUGUGCUGGUGGCCCUGCUGGCUCUGGCCGCAGUGCCCAGGGCCCCGGCCGCGUGGCUGGGGAGGCUGGACCCGGGGCAGCUUCUGGGGGCCUGGUACGUGGUGGCCGUGGCCUCCGGGGAAAGGGGCUUCGCGGUGGAGAAGGCCACGAAGAACAUGGAGGGCGUCGUGGUGACGCUCACACCCGAAAACAAGCUGACGGUGCUGGCCUCCCGCCACAGGCAGGAGAGGUGUGAGCUGAGUGCUGUGGAGCUGCUGAGACAGGACCCUGCCUGGGUGUUCGAGAAUCCCUCGCUGGGCGUGCUGGAGUACCGCGUGCUGGGCACCAACUUCAGGGACUACGCCGUCGUCUUCACGCAGCUGGAGCAGCAGGACGAGGCCUUCAGCACCGUGGAGCUGUACAGCCGCACACACCUGGCCAGCCAGGAGGCCAUGAGCCUCUUCACCAGGUGGAGCCGGGGCCUCGGCUUCCUCUCGCAGCAGCAGGCCCAGCUGCGCCCCGACCUCACCUGUGCGCACAAGGCCUUCCAGCGCCAGGUUGGCCGGAUGCCUGUGGUUGGCGGACGGGCAGGGAGAUUUAAACUCGGUGUCGGUGGCUGA
Molecule: messenger RNA, 606 nt
Organism: Myotis myotis
Lineage: Eukaryota; Metazoa; Chordata; Mammalia; Chiroptera; Vespertilionidae
Gene: LCN6
Product: lipocalin 6
Exons: 7
Coding region: 1-606 (201 amino acids)
Molecular function (GO): small molecule binding
Source: RefSeq, a predicted model, not a curated record